This is a messenger RNA of Diaporthe citri, 414 nucleotides long. RefSeq lists its product as uncharacterized. NCBI's taxonomy places the organism in Eukaryota, Fungi, Ascomycota, Sordariomycetes, Diaporthales, Diaporthaceae. Bases 1 to 414 code for a protein of 137 amino acids. The transcript has 3 exons. The record is from RefSeq and is a predicted model, not a curated record.
AUGUCGACAAAUGAGGACCAGCCGACCAUAUUCAAGAAGGUGAUGUAUGUCCCUUAUGAAUUAGCCUGCUGCAAAGGUUACACCAACCUCAAGGAAUUGGAAACCUGGCUGGAGACGAAAUAUGGCAAAGGACGCUUCGCCUUAGUGAAAGAGGACACAAGAUACGUGAUCACGGCACCGGAGGAGUUUGAGCUUCCUGACAACCCAGACAAGCGGAUCACCACCUGUGAGACCCGGAUCCCCUGCGGAAAAAUCUGGUGGAAAGGCUGGACUGAUUCCAAGCAAUUGAGAGACUGGUUGGAGGACAUGUAUGGCAAAGGAAACGCAUACGUGGAGAUGCGUCACAAUGAGUACGUCUUCACGGCACCGGUGAAGGUGCAACUUGCAAAGGUUACCAACCCAGGAGGAUCAUGA